CGCGGAGCAGUGAGGUGGGCCUGCAGCAUGUGCGCGCACGUCCGCGGCCGCUAGCUGCACACACACUCCACAGCCGGGGCCGCCCAAGAUGUCCUAACAUGGGGACGACAUCGUGGCUGCUGCACGCGGCCGCCAUCUUGCUGUCCCUGUCCCUCGUCACCGGCAGCACGGAAAUAUUCGAUGACUUCAGCGAUGGGAAGUCAGAUAAAGAAAUCCUGGAUGAGCUGCUCAGGAAAGAACGCUACGACAAGAGGCUGCGGCCUCCUGUACCAGAUGCGGACUUCUGCUGCGGGAUGAGGAAGCCUUCGGACCCGCGGGUCGCCGGCACGUCCCCCACGCAGCACAGUGGCAAGCUCCUGGUCAACGUCAGUGUCUUGCUCCUCAGCCUCGCCUCGCCGGACGAGUCGAGUCUGAAAUAUGAGGUGGAGUUCCUGUUGGAGCAGCAGUGGUACGACCCACGCCUGCGCUACUCCAACCACAGCAACUUCGAAUUCCUCAACGCCAUCCACCACAAUGAGGAAGUCUGGUUGCCCGACACGUAUUUCAUAAUGCACGGCGACUUCAAAGACCCCCUCAUUCCCGUCCACUUUGCUCUCCGCAUCUACCGCAAUGGCACUGUCGUCUAUCUUAUGAGGCGUCAUCUCAUUCUCUCGUGCCAAGGCAGUCUGCACAUCUUUCCCUUCGAUGACCCACUUUGUUCCUUUGCGAUGGAAAGCAUAUCAUACGAGCAGAAAUACAUUACGUAUGUGUGGAAAAACAGUGAGGAGACAUUGCGAAAGUCUCCCAGUCUGACCACCCUUAAUGCGUAUCUCAUCAAGAAUGCAACCACUGAAUGCGAGAAGAAGUCCAUCUGGAGAGGUAACUACAGUUGUUUGAAGGUGGAUCUGAGCUUCACUCGUGAUCGUGCCUUCUACUUCACGACAGUGUUCAUACCGGGCAUUAUCCUUGUUACCUCUUCUUUCAUUACCUUUUGGCUCGAGUGGAAUGCAGUUCCUGCAAGAGUCAUGAUUGGUGUAACAACAAUGCUCAACUUCUUCACAACAUCAAACGGGUUCCGAUCGACUCUCCCUGUUGUGUCAAAUCUGACAGCAAUGAAUGUUUGGGAUGGAGUGUGCAUGUGCUUCAUCUACGCGAGUCUGCUGGAGUUUGUGUGCGUGAACUACGUGGGACGCAAACGACCACUGCACAAUGUUGUGUACCGCCCGGGUGAAAACCCUGUAACCCAGCGACUGCCAGCAGUUCUCAGCCGAAUUGGCAUAAUUAUGGCCACUCCGCUGGGUGACAAAAACAAAAGGGACACAUCAGCUCCCAACGAAAUAGUCACCUGCACCAACUGUGGCCCCAACCCGUGCACACAUUCUGCCAACAAUGGCUGUGCUACUGAGGUCCGCAAAAAGGAACCACCUCAUCCCAUCAGAGUGGCGAAAACAAUAGACGUGAUUGCGAGGGUGACCUUCCCCAUUGCAUAUGCAAUAUUUCUCAUAUUUUUCUUUGUACAUUACAAAGGGUUCUCCAAUAGUUCAGAAUAAGCUAGACUGCCAGUUUGGAAACCGUGUGUUCUAUAAGAUGCUGUUGCAGCAGCAACAACAACACCAGUGCUUUGGCAGGUAAUGGCUAAUGAGUGCUGAGCUGAAGAGUAUAAUUAAUUGGUGCUUUUGGGAAAAAAAUUGUACCCUGAAGUUUUAUUCUAUUGCUUCUCUGUGAAGUGAUCAGAGCCUCUUCUUCUUUUUUGUUGUUAAUGGACACAACAGCUACAAGAAUUGCGAUUCUGAUUUUGAAGAUGGUGGGUGACUACUGAGACGCUUGGUCGCUAUCGUAGUAACUGCUGAGUCUCGCGAGAAACAUUUCAUCUUAGGGAAGUCUGUGUAAAUGACUGUUAGAUAUGUGCUCAGUGGCUUGCCUGAUGAACCGAUUGUAAACUUAACUGCCAACUAUAAUGAGACUUAUUCUGACUUGUGGUUAGCUUCAUUACAAGAAGAAAGAAACCUAAUAGGGUCACCGUAUUUCCAACUCUUAAAAUCUGGUUGUGAGUGACACAGUUCUAUCAUUGUUGCAGGAUUGUUUUGUCUGCAGAAUGUGGUGUACAUCAAAUCACACAUUUUCUCCACUGACAUGGUGGGUUUUGUAGCUAUUUUUAUCAUUAGUGUUAUUGUUGAAUGACAUUUAUGACAUGUUGAUUUUUUAAA
Schistocerca serialis cubense is the source of this 2186-nucleotide messenger RNA. RefSeq names its product glutamate-gated chloride channel (gene pHCl-1). Gene Ontology annotation, molecular function: transmembrane signaling receptor activity; chloride channel activity; extracellular ligand-gated monoatomic ion channel activity. The record is from RefSeq and is a predicted model, not a curated record. Lineage: Eukaryota; Metazoa; Arthropoda; Insecta; Orthoptera; Acrididae. The coding region runs from base 99 to 1529 and encodes 476 amino acids. Gene Ontology annotation, biological process: nervous system process; regulation of membrane potential; signal transduction. Gene Ontology annotation, cellular component: neuron projection; membrane; synapse. The transcript is spliced from 13 exons.